Anneissia japonica is the source of this 1545-nucleotide messenger RNA. Its product is annotated as pyruvate dehydrogenase E1 component subunit beta, mitochondrial-like. Bases 71 to 835 code for a protein of 254 amino acids. Gene Ontology annotation, biological process: pyruvate decarboxylation to acetyl-CoA. The transcript has 5 exons. The record is from RefSeq and is a predicted model, not a curated record. Gene Ontology annotation, molecular function: pyruvate dehydrogenase (acetyl-transferring) activity. Lineage: Eukaryota; Metazoa; Echinodermata; Crinoidea; Comatulida; Comatulidae.
GAUACCGGUGCUACACAAAAACAUAUUGUUAAUAUUUUUAUAGGCUGGUCUACGUCCAAUUUGCGAAUUCAUGACGUUUAAUUUCGCUAUGCAAGCCAUCGAUCAGGUGAUCAACUCUGCAGCCAAGACAUACUAUAUGUCAGCAGGGGCGGUAAAUGUACCAAUAGUAUUUAGGGGUCCAAACGGAGCAGCAGCCGGAGUUGCUGCCCAGCAUUCGCAGUGUUUUGCCAGCUGGUAUGGGCAUGUACCAGGCCUGAAGGUUGUAAGCCCUUGGUCAUCAGAAGAUGCCAAAGGCCUACUCAAGGCAGCAGUCAGAGACGAUAAUCCAGUUGUUGUGUUGGAGAACGAAAUCAUGUAUGGUCAGCAAUUUGAUAUGUCCGAUGAGGCAAUGUCAAAGGAUUUUGUGCUUCCAAUUGGUCAAGCAAAGAUAGAGAAAGAAGGCAGCCAUAUCACUCUGGUAGGACAUAGUUUAGCCGUUGGCAAGUGCAUGGAAGCAGCUAAAGCCUUGGAGAGUGAAGGCAUCUCCUGCGAGGUUGUAAACCUCCGUUCAAUUCGACCACUCGAUUUCAACACCAUCAGGGAAUCUGUGAUGAAAACGAAUCAUUUGGUCACAGUGGAAGGAGGUUGGCCUUCCUUUGGAGUUGGCGCAGAGGUCAUAGCAAGAAUAAUGGAAAGUGAUGCCUUCGAUCAUUUGGAUGCCCCGAUUGUCAGAGUCAGUGGUGCUGAUAUUCCUAUGCCGUACGCUCAAUCCUUAGAAAAUGCUGCAUUACCUCAAAUUAUUAACGUAGUUAAUUCUGUUAAACGUACAUUAAACCUACAAGUUAACAACAGUUAAGAUUAAAAUUAUUUUAUCAUAAAUCGAAUGUAAUAGAAGAUAUUUUACAAUAUUGUUAGAGUGGACUGUGUUAAACCCCCCGCUAUUAAAUUAUUUUUUUUGUGACAGAUUUGUUUUAAAUUAAAUUAAGUUAUAUUUACGCCACCUUUUGUUUUACUAGAUCCCAACAAAAAAACAAAAAAAAAUUAUAACAGUAAUAGUAGCAUUCUAUCUAUUGUCUUUAUAUACUUAUAUGGUAUGCCAUAUUCUAACUAUUACAAUAUAUAUUUUGGUACCAUUCCAUUGAACAUUUGCCACCCUGACUCAGUAAUAGUUUUUCCGUAAUUUUUUAUCAGUACAGCGAGACCAGUGAGCAAAUGUAUUCACUUCCAAUAAAAAUGUUGAUCAAAAAUAGCAAAGCUCACUUGUACCGUUGGAAUUACAGCUGGGAAUCUACGAUAUAAUAACUUGUAUACUAUUUCAAUGAAAUGAAAAACAAUUCUUAAUUUAGAAUUUUAAUGUACUGUAAUUUGAAUUUAGUGACAAUGUUCAAAACAUAAGUACAUAACUGAUUUUAUAUUGCAAUGUAGACUUUAAAACUACGUAAUGAAAGCACUGUUUAACUUUUACUAUCAACCAUUGCUGUGUGAAAUUACAUAAUUAUAUCAGUAUUGUAUUGUUUAAAGACAAAAAAUAAAAGAGUGCCAUAUUUGAGAGCAUUCUUGUAUUUA